Molecule: messenger RNA, 3199 nt
Organism: Manis pentadactyla (Chinese pangolin)
Lineage: Eukaryota; Metazoa; Chordata; Mammalia; Pholidota; Manidae
Gene: EML3
Product: EMAP like 3
Exons: 22
Coding region: 274-2961 (895 amino acids)
Biological process (GO): microtubule cytoskeleton organization
Cellular component (GO): mitotic spindle
Molecular function (GO): microtubule binding
Source: RefSeq, a predicted model, not a curated record
CUGGGACCCGGGCCGGCCCUGCCACCCCACCCCCUGGAGCCGAGAGAGGCCCCGGGAGAGUCCGAGGCCCCGGCGGGUCCUGGAGCCAGCCGGCCCCGCUCCACAGCGCCCUCUCCAGGCCCUUUCCCAGCGCCCGACAGCGCCCCCGGGGGGGUAGCACGGGACCCUUGCGCGCGCGCCCCUGGGUGCUUCCCCUUCCCUCUCCCUGGCCAUGGCCCCCGCGGCUUAGACGCCUCCUCCGCCGCCGCCGCGCGGAGCAAGCCGGCGGGCCGGAUGGACGGGGCCGGGGUGCCCGAUGAGGACCCUGCUCAGGAGGCCUUGCAGUCCUUGAGCCGGCGGCUUCAGGUGCAGGAGAAGGAGAUGGAGCUGGUGAAGGCGGCCCUGGCCGAAGCCCUUCGCCUGCUUCGGCUACAGGCACCCCCCACCUCCCUGCAAGAUUCUGGCACACCAGCUCCAACGAGGGACGGCCUUGCAGCACCCCCAGGACUGCCACCCACAUGUAGUCCCUCCUUGGUGAGCCGAGGCACCCAGACGGAGACAGAGGUGGAGAUGCAGCCACCCCCUGGCCUCGCUGGCCUGAGCAAUGGGCCCCCCGCCCCUCAGGGAGGCAGUGAAGAGCCGAGCGGGUCCCCUUCUGAAGGAGGGGGCAGCGGCAGUGGCACCGGCUCCCCCGGCCCGCUGGGGGGCCUCAGGCUCGUGCAGCCUCCGCAGUGCACUGACACGCCGCGGAGAAAUUCCUCCUCCUCCUCAUCCCCCUCAGAGCGGCCUCGACAGAAACUCUCCCGGAAGGCGGCUUCCUCGGCCAACCUGUUAUUGCGGUCAGGGAGCACAGAGAGCCGUGGGGGGAAAGAUCCCCUCUUCAGCCCUGGGGGUCCUGGAUCUCGGAGGAGCAAUUACAAUUUGGAAGGCAUCUCAGUGAAGAUGUUCCUUCGAGGCCGCCCCAUUACCAUGUACAUCCCGUCUGGCAUCCGCAGCCUUGAGGAGCUGCCCAGCGGCCCACCCCCGGAGACCCUCAGCCUUGACUGGGUUUAUGGGUACAGGGGUCGUGACUCCCGCUCUAAUCUGUUUGUGCUGCGCUCUGGGGAGGUAGUCUACUUUAUUGCCUGUGUGGUGGUGCUAUACCGGCCCCGGGGAGGCCCAGGAGGUCCUGGAGGUGGUGGCCAGAGACAUUACCGGGGGCACACGGACUGCGUGCGAUGCCUGGCUGUUCACCCUGAUGGUGUUCGGGUAGCCUCAGGACAGACAGCUGGAGUCGAUAAGGAUGGAAAGCCCCUGCAGCCUGUGGUUCACAUCUGGAACUCAGAGACGCUGCUGAAGCUGCAGGAGAUUGGUCUGGGGGCCUUCGAGCGGGGUGUGGGGGCCCUGGCCUUUUCAGUUGCGGAUCAGGGUGCUUUUCUUUGUGUGGUGGAUGAUUCCAACGAGCACAUGCUGUCAGUGUGGGACUGCAGCCGGGGCACAAAGCUGGCCGAGAUCAAGAGCACAAAUGACUCAGUCCUGGCCGUUGGCUUCAACCCACGCGACAGCAGCUGCAUUGUCACUAGUGGGAAAUCCCAUGUCCACUUCUGGAACUGGAGUGGAGGAGCAGGGGUUCCUGGGAAUGGAACCCUCACCCGGAAACAGGGUGUUUUUGGGAAAUACAAGAAACCCAAGUUUAUCCCUUGCUUUGUGUUCCUCCCGGAUGGGGACAUUCUCACUGGUGACUCAGAGGGGAACAUUCUCACCUGGGGGAGGAGUCUCUCAGAUUCCAGGACCCCAGGCAGGGGUGGGGCCAAAGAGACCUAUGGGAUUGUGGCCCAGGCCCAUGCUCAUGAAGGUUCCAUCUUCGCCCUGUGUCUCCGGCGGGACGGGACCGUGCUGAGUGGUGGUGGGCGGGACCGCCGGCUGGUACAGUGGGGGCCCGGGUUGGUGGCCCUCCAAGAGGCUGAGAUUCCUGAACACUUUGGAGCCGUGCGGGCCAUCGCUGAGGGGCUGGGUUCUGAGCUGCUGGUGGGAACCACGAAGAAUGCAUUGCUGAGAGGAGAUCUGGCCCAGGGCUUCUCCCCUGUAAUCCAGGGCCACACCGACGAGCUCUGGGGACUCUGCACACAUCCCUUCCAGAACCGCUUCCUCACCUGCGGCCAUGACCGGCAGCUUUGCCUGUGGGAUGGGGAGGGCCAUGCACUGGCCUGGAGUAUCGACCUCAAGGAGACUGGUGUCUGUGCUGAUUUUCACCCCAGUGGGGCAGUUGUGGCUGUAGGACUGAACACGGGGAGGUGGCUGGUUUUGGACACAGAGACCAGAGAGAUUGUGUCUGAUGUCACCGAUGGCAAUGAGCAGCUCUCAGUGGUCCGGUACAGCCCAGAUGGGUUGUACCUGGCCAUUGGUUCCCAUGACAACAUGAUCUACAUCUAUAGCGUUUCCAGUGAUGGUGCCAAGUCCAGCCGCUUUGGCCGCUGUGUGGGUCACUCCAGCUUCAUCACUCACCUUGACUGGUCCAAGGAUGGAAAUUUCAUCAUGUCCAAUUCUGGGGACUAUGAGAUCCUUUACUGGGAUGUGGCUGGAGGCUGCAAGCUGCUGAGGAAUCGCUAUGAGAGCAGAGACCGGGAGUGGGCCACGUACACCUGUGUGCUGGGCUUCCAUGUCUAUGGCGUGUGGCCGGACGGCUCGGAUGGCACCGACAUCAACUCCCUGUGCCGCUCGCACAACGAGCGCGUGGUGGCUGUGGCCGACGACUUCUGCAAAGUACACCUCUUCCAGUAUCCGUGCGCGCGCGCCAAGGCGCCGAGCCUCGUGUACGGCGGCCACGGCAGCCACGUGACCAGCGUCCGGUUUACGCACGACGACUCCCAUCUCGUCUCCCUGGGUGGCAAGGACGCAAGCAUCUUCCAGUGGCGAGUGUUGGGUGCCGGGGGUGCGGGGCCGGCGCCCGCCACGCCCUCUCGAACCCCUUCCCUGUCCCCCGCUUCCUCUCUCGACGUCUGACAGCUGCCCGAUGGGACCCACCGGCCCCUGCGGCGUGGCUCCGCUCCACCCGAACCUCCAGGACCAGGAGACGACCCUUUCCUCCACUUCGAGACAUUCCCGAACUUGCAUUUCUCUGGAAGGGGCGAACGGCACCCCUGCACACACUGUAUAGACCCGCUGGCUGAGCCGGGAAGCCCCAGCCUGGGCCCUGACUCCUGCCGCCUGCUGAGGGGCAAUAAACCAAAAGCAGAGUCGC